Trichoderma breve is the source of this 1140-nucleotide messenger RNA. Its product is annotated as lysine methyltransferase domain-containing protein. The record is from RefSeq and is a predicted model, not a curated record. The transcript has 2 exons. Bases 1 to 1140 code for a protein of 379 amino acids. NCBI's taxonomy places the organism in Eukaryota, Fungi, Ascomycota, Sordariomycetes, Hypocreales, Hypocreaceae.
AUGCACUACAUACGCCUUCUCGCACCGCCCAAGUUGGCGAUCAGCGGCUCCAAGGCUCGACUAGACCUCGUCAUCACAAUAAAUACGGACCUGAGCGACUCGCUUCUGUUUGUGCAAGACUCUCUCGAAAUAAUCAUUACGGCUGAAGUGGCGUCCUCCUCUGGCAAGACGACAUGGGCUCUCACUGGACGUAACGAGUUGGUCUGGAAGCCAGGCAUGAGAAUUCUCAAGCCAAGCCUCAAUCUUCCCUUACAAUUUAUCAAGGCGUUGGCGGCCUCUUCCAAGACUGAAAUAUGUAUUAGUGCUAAGCCAGCACUUUCAGCGACGGGGGUGCAGAGCAUACUCAUGGAUUCAAUCAACUCUGCCCAGGACGAGUUUGGAGGAGGAUUAAUCAUGCCUGUAUGGGCGGAAGUACGCGCAAAAGGGCAUAGCGACGACCAUAUUUGUACGCGAAGACUAUAUUUCAGCGGCGAAAAUGAAGGAGGAGAGUUUCUCGAGAUAGAGGAAGAGCUAGGCAAAAGUUACGCCUCGAAUCAAGGGGUGACCAUGACCGCCAUGCGAGACAUAUUGUGCACUGCCAGCGAAUUAAACAUUCUGGAGCUUGGUUGCGGCGUCGGCACAUUGGGCACUGGUCUCUUCGCUGCGCUCCGACAUAUGCGGCCGGCUGGGUCUGGAGGUUGUACCGUCUUGCUGACCGACUUGGAAGAUGCAGAGGCCCGGGCAAGCCGUAAUAUUUCUCGCCUGCAAGAGAGUGCGCACAUGACUGGAGAAGACACCGCUCAACUGUUGUAUGAGAACCUGGACUGGGAGGAUGGCAGGGAAGGCCGCUUCGGGCCGCAAGUCCAAGCCAGGCGUUGGGAUCUAAUCGUGUUAAGCGACUGCACCUACAACGAAGAUGGGCUUCUCUCCUUGGUUGAAACACUGUCGGCCUUGCACGCUUCUAAUGUGAACAAGGCCACGGGGGAGUCAUUCACGACCAAGGUCUUUGUUGGGACGAAGCCUCGGCACUCUUCUGAGAAUGCAGUAUUUGGCCUUCUUGAUCAAGCGGGCUGGCAAAUGCAGGCGAAACAAGUAUUGCCACUCCCUGUCCUAGGAUCGGAGGCUCAAACGGUCGAAAUGUACCUGUUUGAGAAGUCAUGA